AUGGAGAACAACGGCAAAGUCUGUGGGAUUUGUGAUAAGUGGUUCUCCAGUGGGAAAGCCAUUGGAGGCCACAUGAGAUCUCACUACGUCAAAUUGCCGAUUCCUCCAAAGCUUGAAACUAACAAUCAAGUACAAGACGAUUCAGCCAAUUCAACCCAGCAUCCCAUUCAAUCUGCUCCCUCGCUGAGUUGCUAUCCCAAAGAAAAACACACAGAGAAUUCCGGAUCUAUGAAACGCAACUUGUCUGCCAUCUCUGCAAGCUCAACCAGAGAAAACAAAUCUGAGUCCUACCCACAAACCCCAACCCACAAAAGAUCUAAAAGCCUCCAGGAACAAGAUGCGGCGGCCGAUACAAAAUCUCUGUCAGAACAAACAAGUCCAAUAAGUGAAACUAAAAUUCCUCGAGGUGCUUGGAUAGUGUGGGAUUUUUACGAAUUCGCGCAGCAAAAGGAAGAGGCCAAGGCACAAAAAAUAAAGGAAAUCAACGAAAUGAAGGCAGAAGACAGUGGAAGCAGGAGAGGUGAGUUGCUUGCUGAAGCUGACUCUCAAACCAGGUUCAAGUGUGAGAGGUGCGGAAAGGUGCUCCGAUCUUUUCAAGCUCUUGGUGGGCACAAAGCACACUGCAGAAAUGACAAAGAUGGUGACUUUAUUGAUCAGAAACCUUUUCAAUGCCCAUACUGCAACAGAUUUUUCAAGUCUGCUCAAGCACUCGGUGGACACAGGAGGGUACACUUUUCCGUUGCUAAUGAAUUUUGA
Messenger RNA from Vicia faba (fava bean), 756 nucleotides. The record is from the annotation of a GenBank genome assembly. NCBI's taxonomy places the organism in Eukaryota, Viridiplantae, Streptophyta, Magnoliopsida, Fabales, Fabaceae.